Messenger RNA from Eublepharis macularius, 6541 nucleotides. It is a transcript of the gene PDE7B, whose product is annotated as phosphodiesterase 7B. NCBI's taxonomy places the organism in Eukaryota, Metazoa, Chordata, Lepidosauria, Squamata, Eublepharidae. The transcript has 12 exons. Gene Ontology annotation, molecular function: 3',5'-cyclic-AMP phosphodiesterase activity. The record is from RefSeq and is a predicted model, not a curated record. The coding region runs from base 242 to 1741 and encodes 499 amino acids.
AGAUGAGGGACAAAAUUUGCAUGUAUCUAUGAGAGGGCACCAUUUCAGAGCAGUUACAACUGGGAAACUUUGAAAGGGCAUUUCCUGACAGACUUUGUCAGCUGAACUUUGGGAGUAACAAGGCUGUUGUAAGCCUUCAGAAACCAUCUCUGUAAACUGGGACGAUGAUGUGUGGUGUUUUUAUUUUUCCUGGAGUCUAAGGAGUUUUCCUUUCCAGUAGCAGACGCCUUCUCUUUAGAGGAUGCCUGUGUUGAAUAGAUUUUUCAACGUGUUGGACAUGGGUAGACAGUGGGGAACUGAUGAGGAUCUGAUGCCCUUGUCCAUGGGCCGCUGGCCCUUCUGUCAGCCGGGAAUCCUAGCUUGGGAGCUGCCGGAGAUGUUCAAAAUGGUAAAGUUGAUUUGGAACUCAAAAAGUGAUCUCCAGGGAACAAAGCAGAGAGGAGUCCUAGAAAACCAAGAUGCUCCAAAUAGUUUAUCAGGAGAUGUGCGGCUGAGAGGUCAGACAGGGGUUCACUCUGAGCGACGUGGUUCCUACCCAUUUAUAGACUUCCGUCUUCUCAACAAUACCAUUUACUCAGGGGAAAUUAGCACAAAGAAAAAGGUAAAGAGACUGUUAAGCUUUCAGAGAUAUUUCCAUGCAUCCAGGCUCUUGCGUGGAAUCGUACCACAAAGUUCACUGUAUUUGCUGGAUGAAGACUAUCUUGGUCAAGCAAGGCACAUGCUAUCCAAAGUGGGAAUGUGGGAUUUUGACAUUUUCUUGUUUGACCGCUUGACAAAUGGAAACAGUCUAGUAACCUUGCUGUGCCACCUCUUCAAUGUUCAUGGGCUUAUCCAUCAUUUUCAGUUAGACAUGGUUACAUUACACAGAUUCCUAGUUAUGGUGCAAGAAGAUUAUCAUAGCCAAAACCCAUACCACAAUGCUGUCCAUGCUGCUGAUGUCACACAAGCUAUACACUGCUACCUAAAGGAGCCCAAGCUUGCUAACUUCCUCACACCUCUGGACAUUAUGCUGGGACUACUGGCUGCUGCAGCACAUGAUGUAGAUCAUCCAGGAGUCAACCAACCAUUUUUGAUAAAAACCAAACACCAUCUUGCCAGUUUAUACCAGAAUGUCUCUGUAUUAGAAAACCAUCACUGGAGAUCUACAGUAGGCAUGCUUCGAGAAUCAAGGCUACUUGCACAUCUGCCAAAGGAAGAGAGGCAUGAUAUUGAACAACAGCUGGGCUCUCUGAUCUUAGCAACAGACAUCAAUAGGCAGAAUGAAUUUCUGACUCGUUUGAAAGCUCAUCUCAAAAAUCAGGAUCUGAGGUUAGAGGAGGCACCAGAUCGGCAUUUUAUGCUUCAGAUUGCACUCAAGUGUGCAGACAUCUGCAAUCCUUGCCGACUCUGGGAGAUGAGCAAACAGUGGAGUGAAAGAGUUUGUGAGGAAUUCUAUAGGCAAGGUGACCUGGAGCAGAAAUUUGAUCUGGAAAUAAGUCCUCUUUGUAAUCAGCAAAAAGACACAAUCCCUAGUAUACAAAUUGGCUUCAUGACCUACAUUGUGGAGCCACUCUUUGAAGAAUGGGCCAACUUUACUGGGAACACUCCCUUAUCAGAAAACAUGCAAAAUCAUCUGCGGAGGAACAAGGCCAAGUGGAAGAAUUUACUUCACAAGCAACACAGCAGUAGCUGGAGCACUGGCCACUCAGAUCAAGGAACUGAAAAUGAAGAACAGACUUUAAAUGAAGGAGAAACCCCAUAGUGGCAGCUUAGCACUUUGUGCUGCAAUGCCACUGUCUUUCACAACUGUGAACAAAAUGCUAAGGGUCCGUUAGGCCAUCGUUAACCAAGCAGGAAGGGAAGAAAGCAGGGAGGAAAACAGAAGAUUUGGGAGUUCUCCCCAAUUAAAACCCACACCACUUCUGGGUUUGAUGCUAAAGCUCCGCUGAAUCCCACUUCCUCAUCUUAAUAGCUGAAGCCAUUCAUCACUUCUGAUCAUGAACUGCUUAAAUGAGAAGCUUCAUUCAGUAGUGCUGAAGCUGGGCCAGUAUGCGGGUGUCAACUACCAAGAGGCUUCAAGGGGACAGGCAAGACCAGUGCACUCUUGAUUAUUGGUUUCAUUCACUUUGAGUCAUACUGUGACAUGGCUCUUUGAAUGAAGGCCUGAAGCAGUGUACAGUCUUCAGUCUGGCAGCUGGGCUGCACAUCAAAAUCAUCACCAGCACUGUCAGAAUUCAGAGGAAAUCUGGCCACACAGAAGAAAAUAUCUCAUUUUAAAUAAUUAAAGCCUUUUUAAUUUUUUUAUUUGGUGCACUGGACAAAGAAUCUAAAAACCUUGAACUAAGGUUAUUCUGUGUACUCAAAGCUUUUUCAUGAUAGUGCCCAUUUUGUUAAUCAUUUUAUGCCACUUUAGAUAUGCCUGACAUUCUUCUCACUGCAAGAACAGUUUUUCUAGCCAAUCAAAGGGAAGAGUUGGACAGUCCAAAUGUUUCCAGAUGUCUCUUUUGAUGACUGUAUCUGUGAUCUGUUUAUAUUCGCACAUGUAUGUCUCCUGUAUAUAUAAAGCGCUACUGAUUCCCAUGCCAAAAUACUGAAGUAUUAUGGGAAAGCUAUCUGUAUAAACAAUGGCACUGUGAACAAAAUACUGUUAGUUUUAGUAUCGGAAGCAUUUGUAAAUAUAUUAUGGACUAUUAAUACUUCUGUUUGCAGAUAAAAGCCUUAACUUUUAGCAUCCUUCACUUUCUGAUGGCUACCAAACUCACAUCAUUUCAGUGCUUUCACUUGUCCACAAAGGGUUAGAUAGGAGUGGUAUCUACCGAGGCAAUCUUUUGGAAAGCUUUAUAUGCAUUCCUUUACAUUUUUCAUAUCUAACAAAGAUACACCUCAACACAAUUACCCAAAACUGAAAAUGGAAAUCUCAGUUGAUGUCCAUAGAGAUGUCAUAUUACUUAGAAACACAAUGGCAAGUUGCAGAGUUAGAAUGAUCUUGAAUUGGACAUUAAGACGCUAGAACAGUCUUUCAAAUAACACUCAGCAAGUAAAAAAUUACUUAAUGAGUAAUUUUUACGGCAUGAGCCCUGUUUGUAAGACUUGGCUUUGUCACAAUAAAGAAAAAUGUGAUUUCCUUUUUCUUACUACUACAAUUAUACUACUACUAAUUCUUCUCAUUUACUGCUCUUUAGUGCCCCACUCAGAGUGGUGAAUAAAGUCAGUGUUAUUAUCCCCACACUACAGCAGGGGAGCUGGGGCUGAGAGGAGUGGCUUACCCAAGGCCACCUGGUGGGCUCAUGGCAAUAGAGGCAUUCAAACCAGCAGAGUGCUGACUUGGAGUCCAAGUACUUAACCACUACGCUACAGCAGCUAGUACCAGAAUUUCCUUUCCAUGAACUUUAUUCUUAAAAAGACAUGGUUAAUCACCAAUAUAAGUUGUUAACUUUGGUCAAGGCAUUCUUUAUUAGUGUUGUCUUGUGCCUUUGGUCAGGUGAGAUUUCUGGGUUGGGUUCUAACUCAUUACAGCAUUCAUUCCAUCUUGUGAGGCAACUUCUGUUACUUAAUGUAGCAGUAUACUGCUGCAUCCAUUUGAGAACAUUUUUGCUUGCAUUUUUCUCACUGCUUUAGUGCUCUACCUGCAUCAUUUGCAAACAGCUAGUGGUUGAUGCACGGGGCUUUGGGACAGGUUUGAAAAUGUCUCCAGCAGAGGAGUAUAAAGUAGUGGUUAAGACACUUAAAUGUUACGACAUUGGUAAGAAUAAAAAUUCUGUUCCCAUCAAGGCACCUCUUUUCCAUUAAAUAUUUCCCAGAAUAGAUGGACAAUUGUAUAUAUUUCCUUAUCUUGCUUUCCUGUUCAGUACAGUUCUGAUAAAUGUGUGUUUUAUAGACAAGCAUAUACACCAUUAUACAGUUCUAGGUAAGAGUUAAGCCAUCAACUAAAAAGCAUGUUCUUGGGACAUUGUUAGGCAUAUGUGUUGCACUUAAACUGAAAGAUCCUCUUUUCAGUAAAUAUAAAUUCAUCCUGGUUUCAAAUUGUAGAAUUACAUUAAAACCAAAACAUUAUGCAACUAUAGUGAGGUAGUCUGCUUUAUGUACUCAACAGAUGAAUUUCAAAAGAAAGUGAAUCCAUACAAGUAUAUGCCAGCCCAAACAUCAUUGUGCAUUAGUCAGCAGAAAACUGACAAAAAUUAACUAAGCAUUAGACUGUGGAAAAUCCAGUUAUUACCUAAUCAAUUCAAUAUAAAUGCAAUACAAUAACAUUAUGAAGUUUAGUGAUGUCUAAAUUUGAACACAUGAAAAACACAAAUUCACAAUGGUGUAAGAGAAUACUGAUUUCCAUGGCAAGCCAAAUUAAAAAUUAACUAUUGUGCACUGUUUAUAUUAUAAAAUUGAAUACUCCAUUUUACUAUUUUUGGAAGAAAUUGUAUAGAGAUUUAAGUAUAAGACUCCACUUCUAGCUACAAUGUGCCUCAAGGAAUUCACAAGACUAAGACAAGGAUUCAAGAAUUACUGCACAAUCCUAUUAAACGUUUGCUUAAAUGCUUUUCUUAAGUGAAGAAAUGGUGCUUCUGUUGUUAUGCAACAUUCAAAAUUACCAUCAGAGUAAAGUUGGUUGAAUAGUCUUUCCCACCUCCCUACUCCGGCUGUAGCCCAUAGAGCCCUCACUGGUGGGAAGUAGGAAUUGGGGGGGGGGGGAGGAAUUGCCUUUUCUGCUAAAGAAAGUCAUCUUGAUGUCAAAUAGGGACAUCCACAUUUAGAGGCAGUAAACCUCCGAAUACUAGUGCCAGGAGGCAACAUUAGGGGAAGGCCUGGUCCUCUCUGCGCCCUGUAGUUGGCCCUCCACAGUAACUGGUUGGCCUCUGUGUGAGACAGGAUGCUAAACUUCAUGGACCACUGGACUGAUCCAGCAGGGCUCAUGUUCUUAACUUUGGAUCCAUUUUAGACUAUGGCAAUAUUUUAGCAGCAGUUCACAUAACUAAAACCUUUUCACGUCUGCUAACAUUACUGAACUAUAAAGUGUUCAGUUGAUAAGGUACUCUGUUGAUGGCAGCAAUUUUAGUUGCACCAACAUGCAAGAAUUGCUACUAUUAUAUGGGCAAUGCAGGGGCAUGGAUCAGUGGUAGAGCAUUUGAUUUGAAUUCCAAGGUUCAAUUCCCAGCAUCUCAACUUUAAAAGUUAAGGGAGAAGCUAAUGUAAAUGACCUCUACCUGAGAAAUGGAGAGCUGCAGCCAGUCAGAAUAGACAAUAUUGAUCUUGAUGGAUCAUGGCUUAAAUGAGAUCUUAGGUUGAGAAAAACUGCUGGUAAGCUCAUUACAGUAAUAGAAAAAUAUCUUAUUAUAGGAAAUUUAAACCUAUUGUCCAUGGAGAAAGUAAGCAACAAAUCAGUAAGAUUUACUACUAAAAUUUUCACCAUCAGAUAAUAGUAACUGGGUAAUAAUGAACUAAAUAAGCCUGCGUCAUUUUAAACAUCUAUUAUCUACAACAGUAUCUGUAUAUCUUUUUGAAGAUUUAUCAAAAAAGACAGGGGAAAAAGCAACUAAACAAGGGUUAGGUGUCUUACAUUUAAGUCCCUUUUCAAAUUUUUCAAGAUUGCCUGGUCAGACUCUUCUCAUUAUAGGAGGCAAGUGUGCUGUUUUUUACACUGUAUUGAUAACAAACUUCAAAACACUUGCUCAAGUUACCUAACUUAUACUAGUCCAAACUAGAGAUGGGCACGAACUGCAAGACAAACUAAAGCUCGUCACGAACUGGGCCGGUUCGUGCUUCCUGAACCAGUGGUUCGUGGAAGCCUGUUUUCAACGAACUUCCACAAACUGGUCUGCUGGUUCGUUUGGUUCAUGUUAAACCCAAAUACCCCUUUCCAUGCUGCUGCUAAGGCAUGGGGGUGAAAUGCCCUUUCUGUGCCGCUGCGAAAUGGCAGGGAGAGGGGCAUUUCAAUCCUCGGGUUCAGUUUCUUGUCAGGGAUUUCCCCGACAAGCAGCUGAUCCAAGCUUGCAGGGGUGAAAUGCCCCUUUCCCUGCCGCUUUGAAGCAGCACGGAAAGGGGCAUUUAAACCCCACAAAUCAUGAACUGGUUCACGAACUGGGCCAAGUUCGUGAUUCGUGAAACAGGACAAACCAUGAACCGUAUGGUUUGUUUUUUCCCGGUUCAUGCCCACCUCUAGUCCAAACCCAAAUACUAAAUGUCAGAAAUUCAACUGAUUUCCAAGAAACAUACUUCAGCAUAAAUGUGCUUAGAAAUUGCAGGGGUGUGCAUGUGUUUAUGUAUACACAUAAUAUAUAAAACCUACAAUGAGACGAUGGCCCACCUUCAUGUUAACCCGUUAACAGAAUGUAUUUCUUGGGGCCAGUUCUCAUCUUUUCUCUGUGGAAAAAUGGCAUCAGAAAAACAGGGUUUGUUCUAUCACAAAUAAGUGUAUUGACUAAGCCACGUACCAAGCACAGUAUAUUCCCUGGUCAAAGUGGGCUUCUUAAGUAAUAUGGGUUUGAGAUACAAAUUAAUUAAUAUUUGUACUAAAGCAGAAUUUUUUUAUUACAAGAGAUGACAAAAUAAAACAAAUACCAAAAAUUUA